AGAAGUGGAAACAAUGGCCUCGCCAGGCGGUUCUCCGGAUGGUAACAUCAGCCCGUCGAAUAAGACCACCUCGCCGAAGACCGCGCACUCGUCGCCCAAAAGUGGCGGCUCUACAAAGCCUAGCGGUCCCGCUAAGCCGUCCGGGGGAUCGCCGAUACGUGCAGUGGACCAAGGGGUUAAAGCCAAGCCAGCUGGAAGCACCUCGCCCCAGAAGGGAGAACCGCCAAAACGAGAGUCAGCGGGGCCGGCGAAAGGGGCGGCGGCCGACCACGCGUCGAAGCCCACAGAAGGGGGAUCCCCUAGGCACGCCGGCGGAGGAUCGCCCAAACACACCGACGCCGCCAAAAAACCAGCGGCGACAGCAUCAGCGAAGCAGGAAGGAUCGCCAGGGAAGGACGUCGCGUCCAAGCCCAAGGCAGCAAGGGAGUCCCCAGAGUUUGGUAGCCCUUUCAAGGCAGCUGGCGCGGCCAAGUCCCCAGAUCAUGGCAACCCUUCCAGGGCCGCUGGCGCGGCCAAGUCCCCAGAGCGUGGCAGCCCUUCCAGGGCAGCUGGCGUGACCAAGUCCCCAGAGCGUGGCAGCCCUUCCAGGGCAGCUGGCGCGGCCAAGUCCCCAGAGCGUGGCAGCCCUUCCAAGGCAGCUGGCGCGGCCAAGUCCCCAGAGCGUGGCAACCCUUCCAGGGCAGAUGGCGCAACCAAGUCCCCAGAGCGUGGCAACCCUUCCAGGGCAGCUGGCGCGGCCAAGUCCCCAGAGCUUGGCAACCCUUUCAGGGCAGCUGGCGCGGCCAAAUCCCCAGAGCUUGGCAGCCCUUCCAGGGCAGCUGGCGCGGCCAAGUCCCCAGAGCUUGGCAGCCCUUCCAGGGCAGCUGGCGCGGCCAAGUCCCCAGAGCUUGGUAACCCUUCCAGGGCAGCUGGCGCGGCCAAAUCCCCACAGCUUGGCAGCCCUUCCAGGGCAGCUGGCGCGGCCAAGUCCCCAGAGCUUGGCAGCCCUUCCAGGGCAGCUGGCACGGCCAAGUCCCCAGAGCUUGGCAACCCUUCCAGGGCAGCUGGCGCGGCCAAAUCCCCAGAGCUUGGCAGCCCUUCCAGGGCAGCUGGCGCGGCCAAGUCCCCAGAGCUUGGCAGCCCUUCCAGGGCAGCUGGCGCGGCCAAGUCCCCAGAGCUUGGCAGCCCUUCCAGGGCAGCUGGCGCGGCCAAGUCCACUGCGGGCGCCGUAGUGACGACUACACCCACGCACAUGCCGUUCUGGAUGCAGCCUGACGCCGCCGCCACCCUGUCGCCGAAGACAGCGGGCAGCGCUGAAGGGCCUCCGGGAUCGCCGUCCUCCGGCCGCAGGGCCACGUUAGCUCACGGAGUGAGGAAUAUCACCGGAAAGCUGCUGAGCAUGGUCGGCUCUCCCAGCCCUCCCAAUGCGAACGAGCAACAGGCUCUAUCGGCAACCAUGCUGUCCGGCCUCACUAGUCCCGGGGCGAGGCCCAGGCUAUCGCAGCUCUCCAAGCGAAAGCUGCUGUCGAGCACGACCGGAGGGGGCAAACCUAAAAAGGGCUUGCGGCGAUGGAUCAAGCAGCGCAUACGGGCUCGCAGCGUCGGGGGAGUGACACACGAGCAGGAGCCCAUGAGUGAAGUCAACUCGGUGGGUCGCACUGUGCUGAAGGUCGUGGUCAUAACGGCGGUCACCGUCCUGCUCUGCAUCGCCAUGCUGGCCAUCACCUGGCGCGUUGUCACCGGUUCCUGGAGCAUGCGAGGCCGAGAACACGGCCUCUCCGCCGGCCACGACAAGAACGACAGCAGCAAGGCGCGCCGUGGCAGCGGCAGAUCCUGUGUCGCGGACGCUUCCGGAAGCCCUUGCCUCGACCGUUACGAAGCGCUGUUGCGGAGCUCCGUCGACACGUCCGCCAGUCCGUGUGGCAACUUCUACCAGUACGCCUGCGGUACCUGGAAGCGGAACCACGCCUCGUCGGCGGCCAUGGUCGCGUGGAAGGCGUUCACAAGCAACGUCAUCCAGCGUGUCCGCAAAGAGAAGGUCUCCGCGCUCAGAAGGCACGACGAGCCGGUGGGACAGGCGGCGAGGUUCCUGGAAGCCUGCCUCGACGUUGGCCGUGGACGUGGGUUCUCGGAGGGUGUUGGCGCCGAAAACGACGUGAAGGCGGUCUUGGCUGAGGGUGGUAUGACGUGGCCGAACAGCAACGAACGCGCGGACUUCGUGUCUUCGCUCUUCUUCAUGGCGAGGCACGUCGCCCUGCCGGUGUUCUUCGGCAUCGAAGUCGGUUACACCGAAGACGGACUGCGCGCCCUUUUGUUCCCUUUGGACUCGCAAUUCCAGAAGACACUCCGCCGCUUCCGGCAGCACAUGAAGACGGACCGCGCUAGACAAGACGUCCACGCCGCUUACAAGAGCUUCACGGAGGGUGCCUUCGACGGAGCGCGGUACGCCGAAGUCGUCAGCGCCUUGUCCGCGAUGACCAAGGUCUUCGACAUCUACAUCGACGCAGCGGACAAGGAGGAGCAGGAAGACGUGACGUCCCUGAGCCAGUACGCACCGUCCGUGCCCGAGGAGAAGUGGAGGUCCCUGCUGCGACGCUACCUGAGGUAUUACUUCUCCGACCUCGAAGCCGUCGUCGUGUACAACACCCGUUCCUUCGCCGCCAUAUUCGAGGCUCUCCGCGACAGAGGGGAGGCCGUCAUGAGCGACGUGCUCGGCUUCCUGGGCAUCCAGGCGGCCAUCUACUACACCAGCACCACGCUCAGGGACGUGUUCUUCGAUUCCCCGGGCGAAGCGGCCAGCCAGCAGGAACAGUACUGCUUCACUCGAACCUACAGGUUCUACGAGCACGCGCUGAACCAUUUCCUCCUCGAGGGCAACGCUGGAGCCGCCGCGUCGCUGGAAGAGUUCCGCAACCUGGCCGAGAGGAUCCGCUCGCGGUUUCCUCGGCUCCUGGAACUCAACGACACGCUGCGGGGCGACAUUUCGUCCCGGCCCGCGGAGUACAACGUGCGCGGACUUUUCGACGUCGUGGAGAAGUCGCGACCCGAGUUCUUCGGGCCGCACUACGCGAGCUACCCGAACGUCACGAACAGCGCGCUGCGCAACUGGAUCGCGCUCUCGGCGCACAUCAGGAAAGCCGGCGCCUCCUCGGCCGAAUACGUCGAGAGCGGCGGCGCUGCCGGCGGCCAGCAGGUCGACUGCGCGGGCCAGUGCGGCACGCUUUUCUUCAGGUGGCGCCUCACGCCCUACCACCUGGGCUUCCCGUGGUACCUUCCCAACGUCCACCGCGGCGUCCUGCUCGCUGGACUCGGGGCGCGGGUGGCGGCCGCGCUCUUUCUCGACUACGUCGACAGAAACGCCACCUCCCGAGAGGAGGUGUACACGAGAAACCACGCCUGCCUCAGCGCCUGGACGCCCAACCUGGGCACUUCGCCGGACCUGGAACUACAGGCCGGAGUGUCGGCGGUUGGGACGGCGUUUAGAAUGUACGAGGACGAGGCGAACAGGUGCGCCAAUAACUCCUCUCUCUUCGCCGACGUGGGCACCGUGAAGGCGCCGCAGGUGUUCUUCGUCUUCGGCUGCCACCUGUUCUGCGGCGACGACGCAAGCGGCGAGCGCUUGUGCAACGUGCCGCUUCGGCAGAGCCCCGACUUUGCGCGCGUGUUCAACUGCGAUCGGAGUUCAGCGAUGAACCCCGAGAAGAAGUGCGUGAUGCACAUUUAGAAUCGGGGGUCACCCGUGCUUGUUGACAGAUUAAUGUCAAGUUUACUGUUUAAACGAGUCUCACAAAUGCAGUAAAAUGUUAGAACAGCGUG
Molecule: messenger RNA, 3795 nt
Organism: Dermacentor albipictus
Lineage: Eukaryota; Metazoa; Arthropoda; Arachnida; Ixodida; Ixodidae
Biological process (GO): protein processing
Cellular component (GO): plasma membrane
Molecular function (GO): metalloendopeptidase activity
Source: RefSeq, a predicted model, not a curated record